Messenger RNA from Chrysoperla carnea, 536 nucleotides. RefSeq names its product mitochondrial pyruvate carrier 2-like. Gene Ontology annotation, molecular function: pyruvate transmembrane transporter activity. The coding region runs from base 162 to 518 and encodes 118 amino acids. NCBI's taxonomy places the organism in Eukaryota, Metazoa, Arthropoda, Insecta, Neuroptera, Chrysopidae. Gene Ontology annotation, biological process: pyruvate import into mitochondria. The transcript is spliced from 4 exons. Gene Ontology annotation, cellular component: mitochondrial inner membrane. The record is from RefSeq and is a predicted model, not a curated record.
AUUCAUACACAGUAGUAAUGUUAAAACGACUUACAUACGACACUACGAACUGUAUUAUGACGUGACACCAUUGACUUUGAACUAAUUAAAAAUCAUACUAGUUAGAAAAAUUUUACAAUUAGUUGAUAGUUUUUCAAUUAUACGAAAACUUCGAAACAAUUAUGGCUAGUGCACUUUAUAAAUCAAUAAUUACAGUAGCUGAUAAAGUAGUUCCGAAGAAAUUCGAACCAUUAUGGCAACAUCCAGCAGGUCCUAAAACUGUAUUUUUUUGGGCACCUAUGUGUAAAUGGGGGCUAGUUUGUGCUGGUAUAGGUGAUUUACAACGACCUGCUGAAGCGAUUAGUUUACCACAAACGAUAGCACUUAGUGCAACAGGUUUAAUUUGGUCACGAUAUUCGUUAGUUAUUAUACCGAAGAAUUAUAGUUUAUUUAGUGUAAAUGUUUUUGUGGCUGCUACACAAUUAUAUCAAAUGGCACGAGCAAUUAAGUAUCAACAAAGUCUAAAAGACAAAAAAUAGGGUAAGGAGAAAAGUAAA